Molecule: messenger RNA, 2218 nt
Organism: Bactrocera neohumeralis
Lineage: Eukaryota; Metazoa; Arthropoda; Insecta; Diptera; Tephritidae
Product: protein anon-37Cs
Exons: 4
Coding region: 160-1659 (499 amino acids)
Molecular function (GO): polyamine oxidase activity
Source: RefSeq, a predicted model, not a curated record
GGUAAUAACAGCAAAUAAUAACAAAAUAUAAAAAAUAUUUCGGUCGCAAUUUCAAGUCAAACAUUUUAGUGAAAAUAAAUUACCAUUUAAAACUACAAAAAAUAGUUGUCUUUAAUAAUCAGUUAAAAAAUUUAAUUUACGGCAAAUAAAGGAAGUGCAAUGAGAUACAUUCGUUGUGUUGGACGAAAACUACAUGGCACAAACCUAGUUAAUAAUACGUUCAAAACCACAUAUCCAACAAACAUUUUGAAUAAACCCAGAAAUGAGGUAGCCGUAGUCGUUAUUGGCGCAGGACUUGCCGGUCUGUCAGCUGCGAAUCAUUUAAUUAAAAAUGGUUUCAAACAAACAAUAGUACUGGAGGCUACUGAUCGUUAUGGUGGACGUAUAAUUUCCAAGCAAUUCGGUGAUGCUUAUUGCGAAUUGGGCGCGAAAUUUGUGCCCAUAAACGCAAAAGAUGAUACGGUCUACAACAUACUGCAAAGCAUGAGAGGGCUACCGAAAAAAGUAAUACCAAACAAAGACAAAUUGUAUAUAAAUGCAUUUGGAGAAAAAGUUGAUCGGAAACUACCCGAGUUAAUAGAUAGACUCUACAAGCGGCUUUGUUCACAUAUACAGUUGGAUGAAAAAUACAGAACUGGCGCAAUGGAUGACUUAAAUAAUUUACACACAUAUUUUCAAGCUGAAAAAUCAAGAUUAAUAACAUCGGUUUUUAAUGGAGACGAACGGAAAACUGCAAAUGAAAUAUUCAAUUCACUAAUCAAAGAGUUUGGCAGCCUUUUAGGUUGCUCGCUGGAAUAUGUUAAUAUUGAACAUAUAACAAAGUUGAAAAAUGGUGUCAAUUUUGGCAACUACAUUUACAUACCUACUGGCUUAGACAACAUAUUACAUGUCUUAACGAAAAAUCUCUGCAAUACGCAGUUAAGGAUUGGCAAGCCGGUUGGUGAAAUCAAUUGGUAUAUACCGCCAGAAAUUGGUGGAAAACGUGUUGCUUGCUUAGAUGGUGAUGUAUUUCGCGCAGAUCACAUAAUUUGCACAGUGCCAUUGGGUGUACUUAAAAUCUUUUCUGAAAAUAUGUUCAGACCGUCAUUACCAAGCAACAAAAUAAAUUCCAUAAAAAAACUUGGGUUUGGAAGUCCAGUAAAAAUUUAUUUUGAAUACGAGGGAAAUAUAGACAGCUGGCUGAAGAGUAGUUUGCGGCCAUUAUGGCAAGCUGAUGGUACUAAUUCAGAUAUGACAUGGACGAAACAAGUUGUCGAGAUAUCGAAAUUACCAAAAAGCAAUAGAGUGGUAGAAGUAAUUAUUGGUGGUGAAUUUUACGAAAAAAUUGAGAAAUUACCAGAUAUGGAAGUGCUAACCGAAAUUACAAAUCUAUUGCGUACACUGUUGAAAAAUCAAAAUAUUCCUUAUCCUUCUACGAUCUUGCGUUCUAAUUGGAGUUCACUGGCAUGCUAUUUGGGUGGUCGUCCUUAUUUUUCCACUGGUAGCACAAUAAAUGACGUUUUAACACUGGCCGAGCCGGUGGGACCCAUGUCAAGUCUACUUUUUGCUGGCGAUGCAACCAUAGUAGAAGGCUUUGGUACUGUAGAUGGUGCGCAUAAGAGUGGCAUUAGAGAGGCGCAACGCAUAAUCGAUCACUACAAAAAACACGAGGCUGUUUAAUUAAAACCAUAGAAAUGAAAUGGCAAAUGUGAUAUUUUUUUAAUUACGUUUUAAUAACAUGAACUUUGAUUUAAAGUUUAUAAAUAGCUUACUUAUUAGCAUAUAACACACAACAACAAUGCAAAACUGUUAAAAGCAUUAAGUAAAUAGUAUUUGGCUAUAAUAUCAACAACAAUAAUAUAUUUAAGCAUUUAUGUACUAAUGGAAUAUAUAUAUAGUAGAGAGAAUGUUAGCAGGCAUUCGUUGUCAUAGAACCAAUUGAAGUACAACUUCAGAUGUCAUUAGCAGCUUCACUAACUUCAUGCCAAGAAUACUCCAUAUCCUCUGGCUUGGUGAAUCUGGAGCAAACAGCCAUACGCAAAAAGUAUACAUCAUUUAUUUUACUCGGCACCAUAUCACCCUUUAAACGGAAACAAACCAAACCCAUAUUUACAUCACCAACGAUUUCAAAACGAUUAUCGGCUCUGCAGAGAUCAGCAAACUGUGUAGCGUAACCACAGUGACGUCUUAUGUGUGCUUGUAGAUUUUGCACGCCAUACAAACGUAGUACAAACCACAA